AAAGUUCUCAAUUCAGUAUUAUAAAUUGCUUCCUGCAAACACCUCAAGCACGUGUUGUCAACAAUGGCUCAAGGUUCCUUGAAAAGUAAACUAAAAGUCCCCAACAUGAAGAAUAAGCAAAAACACGGAGUGAGGAAACAGUCCAUGAAAAAGCAGAGAGGACGAUAUAUUCAACCAAAAAAUGCAAAGGUUAAAGAGAAUGAAAAAUUGAAGCUGUUUCUGGAAAAAGAGAUCAAGACCAACAUUGAAAAUGAAGUAUCAUCCGUGGCCAUUUCAAAUGAAGCAAAGAAGUUUCAUAUUGUGAAGUUAAGUAAACAAGCUGCUGGAAGAAUAGAAAAAAAGAGGAAACAGAAAGGCAAAAAAUAAGGAAUAAAACUAAAAAAAAAUAAUUUAUAAUUUUGA
This is a messenger RNA of Octopus sinensis (East Asian common octopus), 402 nucleotides long. RefSeq lists its product as uncharacterized. The record is from RefSeq and is a predicted model, not a curated record. The transcript is spliced from 3 exons. Bases 64 to 366 code for a protein of 100 amino acids. NCBI's taxonomy places the organism in Eukaryota, Metazoa, Mollusca, Cephalopoda, Octopoda, Octopodidae.